Vitis vinifera (wine grape) is the source of this 2011-nucleotide messenger RNA. RefSeq lists its product as uncharacterized. Gene Ontology annotation, cellular component: nucleus. Gene Ontology annotation, biological process: regulation of DNA-templated transcription. Lineage: Eukaryota; Viridiplantae; Streptophyta; Magnoliopsida; Vitales; Vitaceae. Gene Ontology annotation, molecular function: protein binding. The record is from RefSeq and is a predicted model, not a curated record. The transcript has 6 exons. The coding region runs from base 461 to 1603 and encodes 380 amino acids.
GAUUUUUAAAAUGUGAAAAUAAAUAAAGAAAUAAAGAAAUAAAAGAUUUCCAAUUUUUUUUGUGCUUUCGCUUUUAUUUUCCGCUUCGAGUUUUUCGGGGAAAAGCUUUUGUUGCUUUGUGCUUAAUGGAGGGACCUUAAGCUCGCUCUCUCUGCUUUUCUCGCUCUGCGUUUCGUGCAAUUCUUGUGAAGUUCAAAGCGCAAAUCGAUCUUCGGUUCUUUCUCUGGUUCAUUCGCUAAGCCUUUUCAGGUAAGCUUUGUUUUUUAGCUUGUUUUGUUUGAAACGCGAGUUUGAUUUUGACUUUCCGUUUGGUUCCUGAGAAAGCUGAAGAAAGAAAAGAGAAAGAAAUUUGAUUUUUUAGCAUCCUGUGUGUGGUUCAGCUGCGAAAUUAUACUUUCUGAGCUGGCAGAUGAUUGAAAAGUCACAAUUGAAGAGGGAAUUCUGAAAAUUUUGAAGUCUGAUGUCUCCACCACUAUUGGGUGUGGAGGAGGAAGGGCAGAGCAAUGCCUCUUUAGUGGCUUCUUCAGGCUCUAUGGAUUGUCUCUCACAGAGUGGCUCAGGAUUAAAGGAACGUAAUUAUCUGGGAUUAUCAGAUUGUUCUUCAGUGGACAGCUCCACAAUUACUAGCUUGUCCAAGGAGAAUAAGAACAAUCUGAAUCUGAGAGCCACCGAGUUGAGGCUUGGUCUUCCUGGAUCACAAUCUCCUGAAAGAGAGCCAGACCUUUCUUUGCUGAAAUCAGGAAAACUUGAUGAGAAGCUGCUGUUUCCCUUGCUUCCUUCAAAGGAUGGAAUUUGUGCAUCAUCUCAAAAAACUGUUGUUUCAGGCAACAAAAGAGGGUUCUCUGACACCAUGAAUGGGUUCCCUGAGAUGAAAAGUUCUGGUUACACUGAAGGAAAUUGGAUAUUUCAUGCAUCUGGGUCCGAAUCUGAAUCUCCACAAUCUGUAGGACAAGGAAAGUUUCCUGCAAAUUCCACAAUAAAUGUAAUGCUAUCAUCCAGGUCUUCUGGGGCACAGCCAGCAGCUGUAAACAAAGAGGCGCCACCAAAGGCAUCGCAGGAGCGUCCUCGUGCUACCAAUGGAAGUAAUCAUAACCAGAUCACGACUAAUAACAGUAGCAGUGCACCUGCUGCCAAGGCACAGGUUGUUGGUUGGCCCCCAAUAAGAUCAUUUAGGAAGAAUACACUGGCGACCACUUCAAAGAAUAAUGAUGAACUUGAUGGGAAACCGGGUCCUGGUGCUCUUUUUAUCAAAGUCAGCAUGGAUGGUGCUCCUUACCUCAGGAAGGUAGACCUGAGAACAUACUCAACAUAUCAGGAGCUCUCUUCUGCACUUGAGAAGAUGUUCAGCUGUUUUACAAUAGGCCAAUGUGGAUCCCAUGGAACUCCAGGAAGAGAAAUGCUAAGUGAGAGCAAAUUGAGGGAUCUUCUACAUGGAUCAGAGUAUGUGCUUACUUAUGAGGAUAAGGAUGGUGAUUGGAUGCUUGUGGGAGAUGUUCCAUGGGAGUUGUUUAUCAAUUCAUGCAAGAGACUUAAGAUUAUGAAGAGUUCUGAUGCCAUUGGCUUAGCUCCCAGGGUGAUGGAGAAAUCCAAAAAUCGAAACUAGGUGGUGCUGGGGGCCUUCCUGAGUAGUAGGAAAGCGGAGAAAGUUGCAAUAGAGGAAGGAGCAAAGUGACAGGAUGGCUCAGCUGAACAGCUGAUCAUGGUUAGCUGCUUUUCUUUGUCUUACCUAUGUUUGGAUUUGCAAGGAGAAGUCCACAGUGGUAUGUGUGUGUCUUAAGUUUACAACAUAGAACCUGAUUAAAGUUUUAUUAAGAAAAUUAGUGUUUGGUGAGUCAAUAUUUCUUUAUAGGAACCUUUAGUUGUUAACAUGCUUUGUAUUUGAUGAAUGUGUGUUUGAUCAAAAACCAGUUGGAAAUGAUGUUUCAACCACUACUUUAUGGACUGCUAUGUGAUGUGAUGGAUUAUGUUAUUAUUUCUUACUUGAAAUGUAUCUGCAAGUGUUCAUACUUCA